AGAGAGAGAGAGAGAGAGGAUGGGGGGAAGAUGGGCCCCCAAAAGCCUGCACAAAGGGGCGACUUACCGCGUUUCGACCACCGAAAACAGAGCUUAUUUUGGUUGGAUUUUGUGGGCUGGGGUGGAAAAAGGUGGAACAAGCUCAUAUAAGUCUGGCCUCGUCAUCUUCUGAGUCAAAAGGAAGUCGGACAACCAAUUUAAUCCCUUCCCGUGGCUCCUGUUACCAUGGUAAAGGAAUGGGAGGAAGAAUGAUUGCCAUUGUGUAGAGCUUUGAAUCCCAUCCUAGGGACAAUUAUGGGCAGACUGAGACCCCAUGACUUCCGUUGAUGGGCUGUGAGUCUACCGCUCUGGCUUCUGGUUCUGGAGAGGAGGCCGCAUGGGGCUGCUUCUUUGGUGCCUGAUGGUUUCAGUUCCAUGCACUCUACCCCCCUAGGGAGCUCUGUCUCCAUGUUAAUGGAAUUUCAAAGGAUACAAAGCUAGUCAGAAUUUUCAUAUUGUUUGUGAAUCCAUAUAAUCUUCUAGUGAAGUCAAUUAUCUCCAAGUGCAUUAAGGAUGUGGAUGGAGAUUGUCCAUGCGUCACAUGACUUGCUUGAAUUGUUUCCCAUGAGAGAAGUUGGUGACUCCUACCAAGCCUUAUGUAAGACGCAGAUGCUAUAUCAUGUUUCUUUUAUUUGAAGUCAAGCUCCCUGUUUUGCUGCUUCUGGCUCUCCUUUUGGAAGACUGCAGGAAAGUAACCUUGCUCUGCUGCUAGUUUCCUUCAAAGACAUCUAAAAAUUUGGCAGUUAUGUGAAUAGGAUACUAGUAGGAACUACUCAAAAAUGAUUGAUAAGUGAUACUGCUGAAGUUUAUUUGGAUAUUGACAAUGAACCAGUAAAAUCGGUUGUUGAUUAAUUAAAUCUUCCCCAGAGAUGAAGAGGCGUUUGAACUGUCCUCUAGUAGUUGCAUGACUUGCUUCAACUUUUGACAGCCUGCUGUGAUGGAGCAUGAUCUAUUUAAUGCCUCUCUGUCAUUACCAACUCAUAAUGAACUGGCCAUUGAAUCAGCUUCCCUGCAUAUGCUUUCAGAUCCACUCACACAGUCAAGCUUACCAGGUAACAACAACCAUAGACAAACAAUGGCUGGUUAUCCAUUGCUUUCCACAUUUCAAGAAGAAGCACUGAACAGUCUUUAUGCAGCGAAUAAUGGUGAUAUGUUCAAUGGCAAUCUGUCAUAUUCCAGAAAUAUGCCUCACGUUGGAAAUACUUCAUAUGAUGGAUCCAAUGGAAACACUGACUUGAGGGAACAUUUCAUGGGAACUUGCUUGUCUGCCACUUCACUUGCCAACCUUUUGUCUGCCAGCACAUGUUUACACGAAAAUCUUAUCAAUAUCAAUACUGUGUCAGCUUCCUCAUUGCCACCUGAAGAGACGCGAACUUCUGUUUCCUGUGAUAGUUGCAAUACUAUAGAUUCAUCAGUUACAACUUCAGUAAAUUGUGCAAUUGUGCCACAAGGCGAUGGAGGCCUUUUGACAUCCAAAAAGGGUGCUUGUCUUAAUGGGCAAUUUAAUUAUUCAUGGAAUUAUGAGGAAGUUCUAGGUCGUGAGAUGCCUUCAGGUAAAACAUUUACCUCAAUUCAUCCAUCUUAUCAUGUAUUAGGAAGCUCAGAGACUGGCUGGAGUUAUGAUAAGGCUAGUUUGAAAUUUUCCCAUCCAUUCAAUAACUAUAUGCCAAGUAAUGAGCUUUCUCUGAGUCUUGGCGCCAGCCAGCCUUCCAUUAUCAGCAUGCCUCAUGCCCCAGACCAGGGCUCCGAAGCAAGCUGCUCUGGCGUAACUCUAGUUACGUCGAAUGAUAGUGGAUACCCUGUUCCUACCGAAUUGCCAGCCUGCUCUCAUGCUUUCCGAAAUUCUCCCUGUGAUGUCGGUUGGGGAAUGGGAGUAAGGUCGGGGCAGCCGCUUCCUAACAAUGAGAAGUUUUCUCUGUACCAUAUGACUUCUAGUCUGUUUCGGCUUUCUCAUGUGCUAUCAGGAUCAAGAUAUCUCCAUGUGGCCCAACAAAUACUUGCCGAAGUUAUUUCCUAUGCCGUUCCAGAUUGGCAUGAGAUGAACAGUGACUCUGUUGCUGGGAUUGAGGGUGAGGACAAGAUGUCUUUUUCUUCAAGUUGGUCUAAUAUACAAGAACUUGCAAUAUCAGGCUCUGAUGAGUAUCCACUUUCUUCUGGAGAGAUUAAAUCUCAAGGCCUUGUUGAUGGCCAAAGAUGUCUGGAAGCUUUUACAAAGAAAACUGAGCUAGUAACAAUGCUUCAGUUGGUUGACCAAAGAUAUAACCAGUGCAUAGACCAGAUCCAUGAUGUCAUAUCUGCAUUCUGCAAUGCAACUGGGUCAGGCACUGCUCACAUGCAUGCAUGGUUUGCUCUUCGUACAAUUUCUUCUCUUUAUAAAAAUUUGAGGAAGAGAAUUACCAGUCGGCUUCUCUUGAUGACCCAACGACCUAGCACCGAAUGCAUGAGAGAGAAGGAGAAAAGCCUUGAAUCUUCAUUAAUCCAGAAACAAUGGGCACUGCAGCAGCUUAGGAGGAGAGAUCAGCAUUCUUGGAGACCUCAAAGGGGCUUGCCUGAAAAAUCUGUCUCAGUUCUACGGGCAUGGAUGUUCCAGAACUUUCUGCACCCGUACCCAAAAGACAAUGAGAAGCAUUUGCUUGCCAUCAAAAGUGGUUUGACAAGGAGCCAGGUAUCCAAUUGGUUUAUAAAUGCACGAGUUCGUCUGUGGAAACCGAUGAUAGAGGAAAUGCACUCCGAACUUACUAAGAAGAACCAAACCGAUGGAUCAGGUGGUGAAAGUAGGAGCCAUGGAAACAUUCGUGGUCAAAGGUUGCAAACGACUUGAGGUGCAAGAAAAAAAAAGGGUUGUGAAGGACUUAGGUGCCUAAAUCUUGUCUUCAUUUAGUAGUAAUACACUAAUCAGGCCAAUGUUCUAUGGCAACUCAUGAUCUGAUCCCAAAUUUAAGCAUAUCACUAAUUUACUUUUAUUUUUGUUUC
Molecule: messenger RNA, 3012 nt
Organism: Elaeis guineensis (African oil palm)
Lineage: Eukaryota; Viridiplantae; Streptophyta; Magnoliopsida; Arecales; Arecaceae
Product: BEL1-like homeodomain protein 1
Biological process (GO): regulation of DNA-templated transcription
Molecular function (GO): DNA binding
Source: RefSeq, a predicted model, not a curated record